Messenger RNA from Miscanthus lutarioriparius, 1077 nucleotides. Lineage: Eukaryota; Viridiplantae; Streptophyta; Magnoliopsida; Poales; Poaceae. The record is from the annotation of a GenBank genome assembly.
AUGAUGAUGGCGAACGCGAAGCUCCAUAAGCAGGCGCUGCUGCCGCCACGGAGCCCGUUCCCGACGGCGGCGGCACCGUCGCCGUACGCCGACCGUGGCCCAAUCGCGCGGCCGCAGGUUGGCGCGGCGCACCACCGGCACGGCCACCACCAGCGCACGUCGUCCGAGAGCUUCAUCGAGGAGCAGCCGCCGUUGUGGCUCGAUGACCUGCUCAACGAGCCCGAGACGCCCGCGGUGCGGCAGAGCGGCGGCCGGGCUGGGCACCGCAGGUCGUCCAGCGACUCGUUCGCGCUGUUUGACGGUGGAGCUGCUGGCGCUGGUGCCGGUGCUUACGCCAGUGGCUUCGAGGGGAUGGGGAGAGGAGGCGGGCAGCCUGCGCCGUGGGGCGGUGUGCAGGAGUACUAUGCCAAGCCGGCCUCGUUUGGGAGGGUACAUGGCCGGCCGUGGGAGCAAGGCAUGCCGAAUUCGGUGGGUUUCAGGCAUGGUGGUGGCCUGCCAAUGCCCACAAAAGAUAAGGUUGGUGGGCAUCAUGGGCCACCGAACGUGCCGAGGGAGCAUGACCAUGGCAUGGACAAGAGAACUCCUGAUGAUGCUGGCCAUGAUCAAAAGGUUGGACCCAAGGAGGGUGUGCUGCCGAAGCAUGCACAGUCAGAGGCGGACAACAAGCGCGCUAAACAGCAAUAUGCUCAGAGGUCCCGUGUCCGGAAGCUGCAGUAUAUUGCAGAGCUUGAGGGUAGAGUCCAGGCAUUACAGUCAGAAGGGGUAGAAGUGUCUGCUGAAAUGGAGUUCCUUACCCAGCAGAAUAUUAUGCUUGACCUGGAAAACAAAGCCUUGAAGCAAAGACUGGAGAGUCUAGCUCAGGAACAACUUAUUAAACGCUUUCAACAGGAGAUGUUUGAGCGGGAAAUUGGUCGUCUCAGGUCCUUAUAUCAGCAACAGCAGCAGCAGCAGCAACAGGUUCCUGCUCUUGUUCGUAGUAACAGCAGAGACCUUGAUGUGCAGUUUGCCAACUUGUCUCUGAAACACAAAGACCCCAACUCGGGCCGGGAUGCUCUCUCUGGGCCUCUUCGUACUUAG